ACACAUUGCAAGUUGUUCCCAAAAACUAAAAGCUUAUAAAAGGCUCCUUCCUGAUUCUGAUGUUACCCACACUCUCUUUACAAGACUUUUAUUUGAUUUUUUUCAUUAAUUUCAAAAGCUCUCAACAACCCAAUAAAAACCCUAGAAUAAGCAACAAGAUGGGAAGGGGAAAGAUAGUAAUCCGAAGGAUCGAUAACUCAACGAGCAGGCAAGUUACUUUCUCCAAAAGAAGAAAUGGUUUGAUGAAGAAAGCUAAGGAGCUUGCCAUUCUUUGCGAUGCUGAAGUUGGGUUGAUUAUUUUCUCCAGUACUGGCAAGCUCUAUGAGUUUUCUAACACCAGCAUGAGAUCAGUUAUUGAACGAUACAACAAAACGAAGGACGAACAUCAACAGUUGCACAAUCCACUGACAGAACUCAAGUUGUGGCAGAGAGAGGCAGAGAUCUUGCGGCAACAAUUACAGGACCUGCAAGAAAAUCAUCGGCAAUUAAUGGGAGAGGAGCUACGUGGCUUGGGUGUAAAAGAACUAACAAAUUUGGAGAAUAAACUGGAAAUGAGCUUAAGGGGCAUCCGUACUAAAAAGGAGCAAAUAUUAAAGGAUGAAAUUCAGGAGCUAACUCGAAAGGGGAGCAUGAUACAUCAAGAAAAUUUGGAACUCUACAAGAAGGUAAAUCUCAUUCAACAAGAAAAUGCAGAAUUGUAUGAGAAGGCUUAUGGUACAAGGGAUGCUACUGCAAUUAAUGGAACCACCAACUAUCCAUAUCGCUUCACGGUGAGCAGAGAAGUUCAUGCCCCCAUCCAUCUGCAGCUAAGCCAGCCCGACCCACAGAACUUUGAAACGCCAGCAAGAGUAUCUAAUUAGAGGUAAAAGUCAAUGGUGGCAGAAAAAUCAAUGAAUUAACAACCUCAACUGCAGAGCGGCAGAAGAGGAAAGACAAAGAAGGAUGGUGUAUUAUCUAAAUUCAUAAUUAAUGGUAGCAUACAUUGUCUGUGCUGCCAAUUGUGUAAUUCAAACAGUUGAUAAUGCACGUAAAGAGAGCACAGGCAUCAAUUAGUACUCCAAUGUAUAUUAAAGAGAUAAGCAUUCAGUACCGCUGACCUAUGGCCAAAGUUGCUACGACACACUCUAAUUUUAUGGGUCCUGUUACCUCUGAACUCAAUUUUAGCAUAUUUUUGUCACCCUUUUGUGCUGAUGUGCCAACUUGCGUGAAGUUUAACACCUGAGGCGCGUGAAGGACUGUCAUCUGUCAUGUCAGCUAAAAAGAUUGAUAAAAAUAUGCUAAAAUUUAGUUCGGAGAUAAUAGGACCCCCGUUGGAAUGUAUUGUAGUAAAUUUAAUCAUAGUUAUAACGUACUAAAUGCUUAUCUCUAAAUUAGAAGGUUACUUGUUGAUCGAAUGUGUUUUUGAGCCGAGACUUUGGACUUGACAACUUAUGAGAGCUUAUUGUAUCACAUUACAUCACUUUUGCAAAGUUCUGCGUAUGUAAC
Capsicum annuum is the source of this 1485-nucleotide messenger RNA. RefSeq names its product MADS-box transcription factor 23. Gene Ontology annotation, cellular component: nucleus. The transcript has 9 exons. Gene Ontology annotation, molecular function: RNA polymerase II cis-regulatory region sequence-specific DNA binding; protein dimerization activity; DNA-binding transcription factor activity, RNA polymerase II-specific. The record is from RefSeq and is a predicted model, not a curated record. NCBI's taxonomy places the organism in Eukaryota, Viridiplantae, Streptophyta, Magnoliopsida, Solanales, Solanaceae. The coding region runs from base 60 to 860 and encodes 266 amino acids. Gene Ontology annotation, biological process: positive regulation of transcription by RNA polymerase II.